AUAUAAAAUCAAAUCGAGUAGAAUCCCUCCCCACCUUGCCUCUUGCCGGCCCUAAGUAAAUCCUCCAUAUAAAAUUGCAAAACUCGAGGAGUUACUCGUUCCGUUAUGCGUCCAAGGGCAAAAAAGCAAUGUGGCGUUCCAUACGCCGACCCCCUUCUUUCUCUCUUCGUACAACCUGCUCCCAAUCGCUGCCUAACUCUACCUUCCUCUCUUUCUCUUCUCCUCUUCCGAAACCCCAAUCCUCCUCCUUCUUCACACCCGCUAAAACUCUACCUUUCAUCGCCACAUCAUGGCCCUCCACCGUCAUCUUAUGGACCUUCAACGGCGGCCGCAAUACCAGCCGGAAUAUCGCCGCCAGGUGCAUUUCCUCGUUUCCGACUCCGCAACCAAAUAUGGCGGUUGAUUGGAACGACGCAGUUUCCUGCUCGGAAGUCGGCGAUGGCGGCGAAGACAACAACGUCGAUGAUAGAACGUUGGAGGAAGACACUAAACGUUCUAUUCCAGUUCGAGCUUAUUUUUUCUCUACUAGUGUGGAUUUGAGAGGAUUGGUGGAGCAGAACAAGCAGAAUUUUAUACCGCCGUCAUCGCGAAUGACUAAUUAUGUAGUUCUUAAGUUUGGCAAUCUUGCUAGUUCCCCUGGUCCUGGUGCUUUCAUAAGUGGAAGUGACUGCUGUUUCAUGGUGGUAUACCAGUAUGGGUCCAUCGUGUUGUUUAAUGUUUGUGAACAUGAAGUGGAUGAGUAUCUGAAAAUUGUUGAAAAACAUGCAUCAGGAUUGCUUCCUGAAAUGAGAAAGGAUGAGUAUGAGGUAAGAGAGAUGCCAACUCUAAACACAUGGAUGCAAGGUGGAUUGGAUUAUAUUAUGUUGCAAUUUUUAAAUAUUGAUGGAAUCCGUACCAUUGGAAGUGUUCUUGGUCAAAGUAUUGCUCUUGACUACUAUGUGCGCCAGGUUGAUGGGAUGGUUGCAGAAUUUACUGACAUAAAUCGUGGGAUGGAAAAAACAGGAACAUUUACCAUGGACAGCAAAAAGCUUUUUCAGAUAGUAGGAAAGGCAAAUUCUAAUCUUGCUGAUGUGAUUCUUAAGCUUGGACUAUUUGAGAGAUCAGAUAUUGCCUGGAAAGAUGCCAAAUACGCUCAAAUAUGGGAAUUUCUACGAGAUGAAUUUGAAUUAACUCAAAGAUUUGCGAGUCUUGAUUUUAAGUUAAAGUUUGUUGAGCACAACAUUCGGUUUCUCCAAGAAAUUCUUCAAAAUAGGAAAUCGGAUUUUCUGGAGUGGCUUGUCAUUGUGUUGAUAAGUGCUGAAAUUGUUAUAUCUCUUUAUGACCUUAUUAAGAGGUCGUUAUGAUGAUCCCUGUAUAGAGGUUAGCAAAUUUUCACAUGGAACUAUUAGUCAAAACGGUUUCUGAUCAAAGGUAGCUGUUGCUGUGCAUUUACUUUCUAGUUAGCUUUUGCUGUAUCGAAUAGAUUAGCUACAGGUUUUUUUAGUUUGUUGUAAAUCCCCUUCUCUAGUUCAUUUUAGACCAUGACUUUCUUUAUAACAAAAAAAAAAAAAAAACUUAAGGAUGGCAACGGCUAUCAUUUUCAUUUCAA
Messenger RNA from Durio zibethinus, 1588 nucleotides. Its product is annotated as protein RETARDED ROOT GROWTH-LIKE-like. NCBI's taxonomy places the organism in Eukaryota, Viridiplantae, Streptophyta, Magnoliopsida, Malvales, Malvaceae. The record is from RefSeq and is a predicted model, not a curated record.